Messenger RNA from Iphiclides podalirius (scarce swallowtail), 963 nucleotides. Lineage: Eukaryota; Metazoa; Arthropoda; Insecta; Lepidoptera; Papilionidae. The record is from the annotation of a GenBank genome assembly.
AUGUUAAAGAAAAGAUUGUUUUAUUUAAGUCAGAAGAAAGUAUUUAAUGACAAUAACGAAAUCAUAUUCGAUAAAUUACAUAAAAAUGAUUCCAGAAUAAGCUCAUUUUUUGUUAAAUUGAAAUCAAAAAAGGAAAGAACACGCUCCAAUCAAAUAUUAGUAGAAGGCUGGCGUUUGAUUGUUGAUGGCUUGGAAGCAAAAUGUGAUUUAAGCUAUAUUUUAUUUAGCCGGAGCGAAGAUUUGAAUAAUUUGAGACCAUUUUUACCAAAAACUGGAGUGGAAAUAUUUAAAGUCUCCUAUAAAGAAAUGGAACUAUUCUCAAAUGUAGAGACAUGUCCUGGAAUAUUAGGAGUAUUCAAUAUGCCAUCUCCUGAUAAGAUAAGAAGGUUAGGGAAACCACUGCCUCUUCAGUUUCUAUGUGAUAAUAUCCGAGUCCCAGGAAACCUUGGUGCUAUUCUUCGUGCAGCUGUUGGUGUUGGCUGUGACAAAGUUUUGUUAAGCAAAGGUUGUGUUGAUAUUUGGGAACCAAAAGUAAUUAGAAGUGCUGCUGGAGCACACUUCAGGCUCCCCAUAUAUCCUUCAAUAGAAUGGGAUGACAUACCAAACCAUUUGCCCGAUAACACCUCCCUUUUUAUUGCUGAUAGUAAUUAUGACUUUUCUAAAAAUGAUACAGAAGAACAUAUUCAAUCUCAAGGUACACAAAUACCUGUUGCACCGUAUUAUGGUGUUAAUUUUAGUACUUUAGAUCAUAUUACACUCGUAAUAGGAGGAGAGACAGAAGGUAUAAGUGAAAUGAGCUACAGGUUAGGAGCAAUGAAAAAUGGCUUAAGAUUAAAUAUUCCGAUGCAGAAAGGAGUUGACAGCCUAAAUACAGGGAUGGCGGCUGCUGUUAUUGCAUUUGAAAUACGUAAACAGCUGGUACAAGCAGCUGCAAAAACAAAAAUAGAAGGACUUGCUGCUAAU